Suillus subaureus is the source of this 1101-nucleotide messenger RNA. RefSeq lists its product as uncharacterized. Lineage: Eukaryota; Fungi; Basidiomycota; Agaricomycetes; Boletales; Suillaceae. Bases 220 to 879 code for a protein of 219 amino acids. The transcript is spliced from 3 exons. The record is from RefSeq and is a predicted model, not a curated record.
AAGUCAUCUGCCAGCAGAAUAUUAGAAUGCCGGGAACGUAAACCAUGUGCGCACAUGAUACACGAUACAGGAGGCAUGAUCAUCAUGAUUGCAGCCUGACGCUAACAUCUGCCGGCAUUUUUGCACUUAUAUACUGUGCUCCCGAGCAUGAGAUGGUAUUCCCUCUCCCAAAGAGCCCUUCUCGAUCUUCGUGAUACAACCUUGUAACGACAAUCAACGAUGCAUGCCUCUGUAAUCUACCUCGCAGUCCUAUCAAUGGCUGCUACCUUUGUCUCAUCUCGUCCAGGCGCUUCUCAUCUGACCCAGUCUUUCCGGGCGUUGUCGAGUCCGUCGUACAGAAGACAAAGCAGCUCCAUUCCUUCACAGUGCACCUCAACCUGCGACACUGUACAAAGUGAAGAGAGCGUCGGAUGUCCUAUCACUGCAUGCUGCACCCAGUCCUUUGAAACGACCUACUACAACUGCCUCUUAUGCGUUGGUACUGCAGAUAAUGUUACAGAUUACACACAGGCACAAACCGAUCUAGACGAACUAUACGUCGCUUGCGUCGAUUACGGCUAUUCACUCCAAGAGCUCACUUUCCCUGGUCAAAACCCAUCCCGCACUCUCUCAACUACUUCCCGUGCUGAAACCUCUACCGUUACCGGCACUUCACCUGCGUCCGUGUCGGUACCUACCAUCUCACAGAUCACUAUAUUGCCUUCAAGUACUUCGCCCGCCUCCUCUGGGACGUCGACCUCUGCCAGCGGCACUGCGACUUCGUCCACGUCCACGCCUGCAACCUCAGGUGCUGCGCUGGGGCUAGUGAGCGCAGGAGGAAGCGGAGUAUGGGCUUUGGUUACUGCUGCUAUAGGAUUGAUCGUGUUGCGCAAUAGCUGAUUGGAAGAACUGCUGUAUAAUUUUCCUGUGAUUCAUAUAUUCGGUGCUCGUCAACAUAAGGCUGGUUCGCAACCGCGCGGCUCAGGCAGCUACAUAAGUACUAGAUGUCAUUGGUUCACAUAGUACUAGCAUUAUGUAAUAAGUACAACACGUUACAGGUUGUCUUGCCCUGUUGUACAGUAGUGGUACUCGGAAUAAAUCUUGAAACUCCUUGAAAACUCG